AUCGUAUAAACACUCCGGAUGAACAAGAUUCGAACUGAAAAAGAAGUAGAAAAACGAAACGCAUGCAACAUCCAAACAACCCGUCGGAGCAUUUCUUUCUAGCUUGCUCGUCGAUUGAAAAUGUAAAAGCAGGGUUGGUCUUUUCAGAACGCUAAAAGGCACCGCUGCCGCUCCUCUCUGUCGGAAGAUUAGGGUUUUGCGGAGAUGGUGGGAAUGAUGGCAGUUAGCGCGCGAGAGAGGGCGGCCGAUCUCCUAAACUCUUCCAAGUUGGCUUCAGACAUACCCUCCAAGAUCCAACACCUCAGCCUCUUGAAGGAUCUGCUUCUAGAAAGGGAGGAACCUUCUCUGCUAGCAGAGAUCGUUCCACGUCUCGUCGACCUCCAGGCACAUCCCCUCAGCCCCAUUCGCAAGUUCCUCGCCCAGUUGAUUGGUGAAAUUGGUUUGAAGCAUAUGGGGGUUUUACCUGAAAUGUUACCUGUUUUGAUAUCGUUUUUAAAGGAUGAUACCCCAGCUGUUGCUCGACAAGCUAUCACAACCGGGACAAACUUAUUUCGCAGUUUGCUACAGAAGAUUGCAAUUCAAGGUCUAUUCUCUAGUGAGAUGGGUAACUCACUUGAAUCAUCAUGGACAUGGAUUCUUAAGUUCAAGGAUGCAGUAUGCCCUAUAGCUUUUCAGCCUGGAAGUGAUGGAGUUCGACUACUGGCAGUGAAGUUUGUUGAAGCAUUGAUUCUUCUUUACACUCCAGAUCCUAAUGGUUCUUCACAGCCACCUCCUCAUGAAGCUGGUAAUGGAAAAAUUGCAGGAUUCAAUAUAUCAUGGCUACGCAGUGGUCAUCCUUUACUUAAUGUUGGAGAUUUAGCAGUUGAAGCUAGUCAAAGCUUGGGGUUGUUGCUUGAUCAACUUAGGUUCCCUUCAGUGAAAUCACUCAGUAACUCAAUCAUCAUUAUCUUGAUCAAUAGCCUUUCAGCCAUUGCAAAGAAAAGACCUUUGUUCUAUGGACGUAUUUUACCUGUUUUACUUGGUCUGGAUCCAUCAUGCUCUGUGAUCAAAGGAGUGCAAGUUUCUGGUGCACAUCAUGCCUUGAAGAAUGCAUUCCUAGCUUGCCUGAAAUGUACACAUCCGGGUGCUGCUCCGUGGCGUGACCGUUUGGUUGAUGCUUUGAAAGCAAUGAAUGCUGGAGAGUUGGCAGACCAAGCUGUUAGCCAAGUUGAUAUUUCUGAAAGUAUGGUUCACACUACAGCUGAUCCACAUCCUGUUAAGGAAGAUAAACUCUUGCCACAAGCAUGUGAUUCAGCACAACUUGAUAUAGGGAGGAAGAGAUCCAUAAUUCAAGACGUUGGCGAUCUGGUUGAAGAUGAUGACAAAUCUGGAAAACGAUCUAGACCGAAAAAUUCCUACCAAUGUUCAACCAAUGACUCACUUCAGACAAAUGCUAAUUUGACUGGGGGCAACCCUCCUUUGAUUGGGUUGCCAGCUUCUGCUUUAGAUGGGGAUGCGGGACCUGUCCAGCAACUUGUUGCCAUGUUUGGUGCACUGGUUGCUCAAGGUGAUAACGCUGCUGAAUAUUUAGAGAUUCUUAUCUCAAGUAUAUCCUCUGAUUUAUUAGCCGAAGUGGUCAUGGCUAAUAUGCGAUAUCUUCCGCCUACUCGCCCCAAGGCUGAGGGAGAGGAAGAGCCGAUACUUGGCUUCAGUUCUGUUCCAGGAUUAGUUGGCAGUAAUUCCUCAGUCGCGCAGCCAUCAUCAUUUUUAUCAAGUGUUAUGUCUCUGUCUAGUGCAUUUCCAAAAAUAGCGUCCUUAUUAACUAAAACACAACUAUCGGCUUCUCAUGAUAUUCCUGACCUACAUGGGAGGGAUGAGAUGCGACCAGUUAGCAUGAUUGAUGCUGCUGUAGCAUGUGUUGGAGUAAAUGAGGUGACUGCAACAGUAGCAUCUGCUGCUGUUCACAUUCCGUGUAUCUCACCAGUUUUGGCUGGAACUGAAAAGGGCAGGGUAUCUAUUCCAUCAGAUACAAGUGAUGUGGGCAUUGUAGAUAGUGAAAUACCUGGUCUGAAUUCCACUGUUAAUAUGGAUGAAAAGCGAGACACACUGGAUUCUUCUCAUUCAUCUACUGCCGAUAUGCAAGGAACCAGCCAGGAACAAGUUUUGAGUACAGGCAACACAUUUCUGCUUGAUUUUCCUUCAUCUGCUUCAAUGUUAUCUUCUAGGUCUGAAGCACAUAGCCCCAAGGUAGCUGUGGCAGAUUCAAGCUGGACAACUUCAACUGCAACUUCUGUUGCUUUCCCUAGCCAAAAUUUACUUCCUAAAAUGUCCAUACCUAGUGUUGACCUGACAGACGAAGAGAAGGAUAAUCUACAGAAAUUGGCAUUUGUUCGCAUCAUUGAGGCUUACAGGCAAAUCACAGUAGCAGGAGGCUCGCAUAUCCGCUUUUCCUUGCUGGCUUAUUUGGGAGUUGAGUAUCCACUGGAGCUGGACUCAUGGGGGCUUCUACAAAAGCAUAUAUUAUCAGACUAUUUGAAUCAUGAGGGACACGAGUUGACAUUACGUGUCCUCUACAGGUUAUUUGGAGAAGCAGAACAGGAUCAUGACUUCUUCUCAUCUACAACUGCCACUUCAAUUUAUGAAAAAUUUCUGUCUACUGUGGCUGAAACACUUCGAGACUCAUUUCCAGCUUCGGAUAAAUCUCUAAGUAGAUUACUUGGUGAAGCGCCUUAUCUUCCAAAGACAGCCUUUAAACUGUUAGAGUGCUUGUGCUCUCCUGGAAGCAAUGAAAAGAAUGACAAGGAAUCACAAAGUGGAGACCGUGUUACUCAAGGUCUCAGUGCUGUAUGGAGCUUGAUUUUGCAAAGGCCUUCCAUUAGAGAUAUUUGUUUGAAGAUUGCUUUACAGAGUGCAGUUCAUCACUUGGAAGAAGUUCGAAUGAAGGCAAUACGUUUGGUUGCAAACAAGUUAUAUCCUAUGCCAUGCAUUGCUAAGAAAAUUGAAGAAUUUGCAAGUGAAAUGCUGCUUUCUGUAGUACAUGGUUGUAAUGUCAUGGAGGGUGUGGAUACUGAAGAAUCAACUACUGCAGUGCAGAAGGAAGCCGAUUCGGAAAAGGUUGCAAGAGAAGGACAGCCAUCAGCAAGUGCGACGACUAAAGAAUUUUCCUCUGAUACUCAUCAGUCAGGUUCUUCUCAAAGUAUUUCAUCCUCGUCAAUCUCGGAGGCACAACGAUGCAUGUCACUCUAUUUCGCGCUUUGCACUAAGAAGCAUUCCCUUCUUCAGCAAAUUUUUAUUAUCUACAAAAGCAUUCCAAAGGCUGUAAAACAGGCAGUUCAUCGCCAUAUCCCUAUCUUAGUUAGAACUAUAGGCUCUUCACCUGAACUCCUUGGCAUUAUUUCAGAUCCACCAACUGGAAGUGAGAGUAUGCUAAUGCAGGUUUUGCAUAUAUUAACGGAUGGGGCAGUUCCUUCACCUGAAUUAAUAUUCACUGUCCGAAGGUUAUAUGAUUCAAAACUCAAGGAUGUAGAGAUUCUCAUUCCAGUAUUGUCAUCUCUAUCAAAAGAUGAGGUCUUACCUAUCUUUCCCCAGCUUGUUGAUCUUCCAUUAGAUAAGUUCAAAGCUGCACUGGCUCGAAUACUGCAGGGAUCAUCUCACACUGGUGCUGCCCUUACUCCUGCUGAAGUUUUAAUUGCCAUCCAUGGGAUAGAUCCUGAGAGAGAUGGGAUACCCUUAAAAAAGGUCACAGAUGCAUGCUCUGCUUGCUUCGAGCAACGGCAAGUGUUUACGCACCAAGUAUUGGCAAAGGUGUUGAAUCAAUUAGUCGAACAGAUUCCUCUCCCUUUAUUGUUCAUGCGUACUGUCAUACAAGCAAUCGGUGUUUUCCCAUCCCUGGUAGACUUUACCAUGGAGAUCCUCUCUCGUCUUGUGAGCAAGCAGAUCUGGAAAUACCCAAAAUUAUGGGUGGGAUUCUUGAAAUGCACACUUCAGACCAAACCUCAAUCUUUCAGUGUGUUGCUUCAGUUACCAGCAGCACAGCUUGAAAAUGCAUUAAACAAAAGCCCCACACUGAAGCCUUCAUUGAUUGUGCAUGCUAGCCAACCAAACAUCAGAUCGUCAUUGCCCAGGUCAACGCUGGUGGUGCUGGGUCUUGUUCAAGAAUCUCAGUCUGCAAAUCAGCCACAGACAUCUCAGACUCAAACUGCAGGUGCAAGCAACUCUGGUGCAGAUGCUGCCACGGAGGUGACCCAAGAAUCUCCAGCCAUCAGCUGAAAACAUCAUUCUGUCGCAUGUACUAGAUUGAUACAUGAAAUGAGGCUGCCAAGAAGAUGGCCAGUGCUAUUUGGGAACAUGGCUGCAUAAAGCUGUUGUUGGAUUGAGCUCUGUCAGACGCAAGUGCAAUAUAAAUUAAUUGUGGUGGAGCAUUCUGUAUAGAAAGGUUGCUGCCCCUCUCCAUCUAUAUUUCUAUUUUAAAAAAAAAAAAAAAAAAAAAAAAAAAAACAAACUAUGAAAUGGACAUACCCCACAUAUAACCCCCCUUUCCAUUUUACAGACUGUUAAUCAGGUUCAUGUUGUUGUGUUAUGAUGGUAAUGAGAAUUACAUGAAAUAUUUGCCCUUUCUUAGGUUAAUGCAAAUUGUAACUAUGUUUCUUUAAA
This is a messenger RNA of Magnolia sinica, 4632 nucleotides long. RefSeq lists its product as uncharacterized. Lineage: Eukaryota; Viridiplantae; Streptophyta; Magnoliopsida; Magnoliales; Magnoliaceae. The record is from RefSeq and is a predicted model, not a curated record. The coding region runs from base 205 to 4248 and encodes 1347 amino acids. The transcript has 27 exons.